This is a messenger RNA of Cherax quadricarinatus, 11228 nucleotides long. RefSeq names its product N-myristoyl transferase (gene Nmt). Gene Ontology annotation, biological process: N-terminal peptidyl-glycine N-myristoylation. The record is from RefSeq and is a predicted model, not a curated record. Gene Ontology annotation, molecular function: glycylpeptide N-tetradecanoyltransferase activity. NCBI's taxonomy places the organism in Eukaryota, Metazoa, Arthropoda, Malacostraca, Decapoda, Parastacidae. Gene Ontology annotation, cellular component: cytoplasm.
GGUACUAGCGAGUGCUUCAUCACCCCAACGAUGAAAAAACCCGCAUGAGAGCUCUCUUCCUGUCGAAUAAAAGUAAAUAAAAAGCUUAAAUAAACAGGAGAGAGGCGCAUAUUGCCUCUCACUUGGGUCGACAGUGAUGGUAUUUUCAGUAAACAUGGCGGCUCAGGACACUACAGACGGGGUGAACACCGUCCAACCAUCACAUAAUAAGCCGAAGAAAAACAAGAAAAUGAAAUCCAAAGAAUCUAAGGAAGUGACUGAGGCACCUAUGGUUAAUGAAGCACCUGUGGUGAAUGGGGAAGCAGAGCCCAGUACCAGUGGGCUUACCAAGGUUAGUGGGGUUGGUGUAGGAACUCAGGUCCCACCAUUGAUGCCUGAAGUAGAGAGAUACAUGCGGAAGAUGCAGCUACAGAAUCAGCGGGAGUUUCAGUUCUGGAACACACAGCCUGUCCCUAAAAUAAGUGAAGAUAUAGGGGAAGAUGUUAAUGAAGCUAUUGAAGAAGAGAAACCUGUAUCUGAGAUCAAGCAAGAGCCUUAUAACCUACCAGAUGGCUUUAGAUGGGAGACUUUAGAUCUCACCGAUGAAGACGUGUUACAAAACCUCUACAGUCUACUAAAUGAAAAUUAUGUGGAAGAUGAUGACAAUAUGUUUAGAUUUGACUACAGCAGAGAGUUCCUGCGAUGGGCUCUUAUGCCACCAGGAUGGAAACCUCAGUGGCAUGUUGGUGUUCGUGUCUCGAAGAGCAAUAGACUGGUUGGAUUUAUAUCUGCAGUUCCAGCCAGAAUCAGGAUAUACAAGCACCAACAGCAAAUGGUAGAAAUUAAUUUCCUCUGUGUACAUAAGAAGCUGCGGUCGAAACGCCUGGCACCUGUUUUAAUUAAGGAAAUAACCAGAAGGGUUAAUCUGACUGGUAUAUUUCAGGCAAUGUACACUGCUGGUGUGCUGUUGCCGAAGCCUGUGGCAUCGUGUCGCUACUGGCAUCGCUCACUCAAUCCAAAGAAGCUAAUAGAAGUUAAAUUUUCCCACUUGGGCAAGAACAUGACUAUGCAGCGAACUCUGAAACUGUACCGGCUGCCAACAGAAACAGUGACACCAGGUUUCAGAAGAUUAAAGUUGGAGGACAUUGAUGGGUGUCAUAAAUUAUUAGAAGAAUAUUUAAACAAGUUUGAUUUAGCACCUGUAUUUAGUAAAGAAGAAUUUAUUCACUGGUUCCUCCCACAGGACAAGAUCAUAGACAGUUAUGUAGUUAAAAACUUUGACAAAGUUACUGAUUUUGUAAGCUACUAUACCUUGCCAUCAACAGUUAUGCAUCACCCAACAUACAAGUCAUUGAAGGCUGCUUAUUCUUUUUACAAUGUUUCUUCUGCCACUCCAUGGAAAGUCCUGAUGAAGGAUGCUCUAGUCACUGCAAAGAAUUCUGACUAUGAUGUGUUUAAUGCCUUAGACUUGAUGGAGAAUUCAGAGUUCCUUGAAGAGCUGAAGUUUGGCCAAGGUGACGGCAAUCUACAGUAUUACCUUUACAAUUGGCGGUGUCCUAAGAUGGUUCCUCAAAAGGUUGGCUUGGUAUUACAGUAAUGAAGAGGUUUAUGUUUAUAUUACACUUUUGAACUCUCUUAGCAAUUACAAGAGAGCACUGUAAACUUGCAUUGACUGCCGCUUACAAGAGUACUUCGUUUGUGCACAGUUGUUCCCAAGUUCAUCUCUGCAGUAAAUAUACUAGCUCUAUACUGUACCUAUGUACUGUAUAAUGUAUAUAAGGUUCCCACCAAAAUGUAACUAUAAUUACAUAUACUAAGUUCUAGCAUGUAGUAUUUUCCCUUGAAUAUAAUAGAAAGCAAAAUCCAUUAAUGUGUAUUUGUAUGUUUGUUACACUUGCAUUGUGGUGUACAAUUAUUAAUGAAAUCAGUAAUUGGUAGCUAAAUGGAUGUUAAAGUGAGGGGUACAGAUCAAGACAGGUAGUGAGUUCAACAAAUGCAAUUGAAUCUGUUAGUGAUUAAAAAGAGGACUUGACAGUAUUUGAACAGAUUAAACUACCUGAAAAAUUUCUUGCAAAUGAAUUGUUAUAUUACUGGAAGUAUUGCAUGACUGAACUAGUAUAGUUAACAAGCUCACCUUAGACUGAAUAUAAACAGACCCAACCUACUGUAGGAAACACUGCAUUGCUGCCUUCUAAGACAGUACUUUAUUUUUCUUCUUGCACCAAGAAGUAUAUAAUUCUGUUGGUGCAUUAAUGAACUAUUUCAUCUGGUUAGGUUGUCAUUAUAAUGGGUUAUGACAUCACCUGUAUAUUAGUACCUUCAUUUGAUGUCCAAACUGCAUAAUCCUCAGGUGAUUUAUGAAUUAGUCCCAGUGUGAGGGCUGCUUGGUAAGCCUCUUCAGUGUUGCUGAAGACACCUUUUCUGUGAUAUCAGUUGCUUGAUCUUAGGCAGUAUGUAUAGGUUUGUCAGUGUGCCUACACAUUUAUAAUUAUAUUUUAUGAGCUUAUGCUUAAAAUGUGGAAGAAAAUUCUAUGGUUAACCUAAUGGUGUUCUGCAUUCAUGAUAAGUGUAACCAAAUUCUUAUUGCUUUUACCCUUUAUCACUUAGUUCAGCUACCCAGUAAGUAAUGUAGAUGAAGAAUGAGACACUUGUGCAACACUUGGGAAUAUCUUUUAUUUCAGGAAAUGCUUUGUCAGUCAGUGGCUUUUCAGUCCAAUACAGAGGUAAACUGUGGAAGAUGUUGAGAAUGAGGUAAUCAGUUCCUCAGCAUGGAGUCGAUGUGUUUAGUCCAUCAUUCUCGUCAUCUUCCACUGUUCUUCUCUGUAUUGGACUUAAGAAGCUGCUGGCUAGCAAAGCAUUUCCUCACUAAAGAUUCCCAAGUGUUACACAAGUGUCUUAUUCUUAACUUGUCAGUUUUCCAAACCAUUUACAUCACAAGUAAUGUAGAUCAUUUAGCAUUUAUAGGUUAUCUAGUAGCAACUAAAAUGUCAAUAGCAUUUUUGAGAAUACUUAUGAUAAGUGAAAUUCAGACUCUCCUUAAUUGUGAAUAAAUUCUAAUGAUAUUGCAUUACAAGAUGGUAAUGAUAGUUGGGUCAAAUUGUAAACAACAUGUCCCUUUGGCAGGCUUGGGGGUAAGUGUUGGGGAUAGUGGCGAACCUUGAAAACAUUACGAGGUGGUAACUGAUAAAUUUUCCCUCUUAUGCAAGAAUGGGGAAAAAUCAGUUGUGGAUUUAGAUGUACUGAAAUGAAUUUAAGCACUGCUAGUUACAUUAUAAGUGAUAAUUUGUUUUACACUCUGAGGUAAAGUGCUGAUAAAGUAUGCCAAUACUGUUCUAACAAUGAAUUUCCAGUGUUUUGAGAUAGUGUUUAUUAUUUAUGCCAGAGUUAUUCUAAUAAACCAGGACAUGGGCUUUUCCCACAGAGUUAUGAUGUGAUUUCUUAGUGGCACUAUGUCCCAAAAUUUGGCCAUUUGACAUUUUUUUGGAGGGUAUUCAGACAUCAAUAUGAUUUUUAUAACAUUGUUAUAUAAGAGUUUAAAUUAUCUCAAGUGUCAUAUCACUUGAAAUAGAAAUUUUAAAGUUGACCUUUACUUUAAGUAUUAAAGAAUUUAAUUUACUGCCAUACAGUAAAUAAUUAAGAGGGCCAUCUACCACUACAUUUUUUAAGGUUAUAGAGCGAUUUGACUGAAAUUUUCUGAAUUUUGUCACUAUUAUUUGUUAAUUCUGGAAAUGACCUCAGAACAAUAGUUCUGGGAUUUUAUUUAAUUUUUCAAAUUUCAAGAUAUUCUGCCUUUAUGGCCCAUGUGCAUUUUAACAGACAUUGCACAGCCUAAUUGCCAAUAUCAUACUGAUUACAUGUUCAUCAUAUAGUUAAUAACAUGAAUAGUUCAAUUCUAAAAAGAAAAAAAUAGCAAAAUGCUCUUGAUACAACAGAAACUAUUCUAUAAAUGGUCUUGUACCUUGUUAGAAAUGUAAUUACCUAUCAGUUAUUACUGAACCUAUAUCAAGUUUGCAGGGACUUGGGGGGGGGGGGGGGAGUUGAGCUACAGCUUGAAUGGACUGGCAUGAAUAAGCCCUGCCAGAUCUAUUUUCGAACCCCUGUAUGGAAUUUGCUUCCUUUGUCAUUGCUUAGUUCAUUCCACUUUUUUUUUAUUACCUCUGUUGUGUUGAAGAAAUACUUUGAAGAUCCCUGUGACUCGUAUUGGUGUGUAAUGUUUAAACAUUGUUGUCAUGGGAAAGGCAUAUGUACUGUAUUUUCUGACAUAAAAGGUGCAUCUUCUUUCCCACAAAAUGUCUUGGAAAAAUCAUCCUGCACCUUAUAUGCUCAAGGUCAGGGUCAAAGGUAGGCUUUGUGUAAUGCUUUAGCAGUUAUUUAUUAACGUUGCAUUACAACUGCUUGGAAACGUCAUACAUGUCUUAUACACUCGUGCACCUUAUGUGUCGAAAAAUACAAUAUGUUUUACUCUUUAUCCAUUAUUAUGAUUCCAGACUUAAUGUGAAUAAUUUUUUUUUUAACUCUGCUUGCUAUUACUCAUUGACUUUUUGAUGUACUUUGUAUUACUUGCUACCAAUAUGAGGUUAUAAUAUACUAAUUGUACAGGGUUCCCUCAGCUUGUUUUGCUUGAUGUAAAUUCUCUGUGCGAUGACCCCAUUUCUGGAAAUAGUUCACUGUGUGUGAUAUUAAUUUGCAUAUCUAUAUAUCACUAACUUGUUUUAUAUUGACAUCUGUAAGAAUGAGAAUAGAUUUGGGCAUGGGAAAUCAAAUGAGCAUAUCUUGAAGAAAAUCGUAUGGCUUGUUUUCUAUUUGACUUUUGUCAAGUCAACAGACAGUGGGCAUACAGCCAAUAGUAGUAAGCUGGUGGAGACACAGUCAGGACUUUGUGUGGGAGAAGAAGAGAGAGGUAGGAGGAUUUGUAUUUACAGAAAAGAAUAAAAAGGCACAAUACCGUGACUGGAACAAUGCACAAAUAGAAAGAAACUUAUGAUGAUGAUGUGGUCUGACAUGGACCAUAACUAGUCACAGUAUGUGACUAGUUAAUGGUCCAUGUCAGACUGAAAUGUCAUCAUAGGUUGCUUUCUCCUAUGUGUGGGUUGUCUGCUUAUUGUAUUCACAGGUUCAUAUUAUGUUUGCUUCAUCUUAGACAACAGACUGGUUGAUUGGUGGAGGAGGGCUGGUACAAGAGAGAUGGACUACGGUUGAGAUUUGGAUUUUAUUUUUUCUUGGCUGUUUUGGGCCAAAUUCAUUCCUUUAUGAUAUAAGAUUGUUUGGAGCAUGUGGUGUAAGCUCCAAAUCUCAAAAUGUAUCCCUUUGUUUUACAUUUACUAAUAGGCUAACUUUGUGCCAUGGGCUGGAAACACAUCUAUCGCAUAAAGCCAGAGUCACCUGUACUGUGUAAAAAGGAUAGUAUGCUCCUUACUUUACAAUGGUUCUACUGUAUGAUAUUUCGACUUUACAAUGGUGUGAUACUGAUGCACAUUCUGUAUUGUACAGUACUGUACAUUUAUUGAUAGGAUAAACUUGUAAACCUGGUUGAUCAGAUCCUGAUCCACCAUGAGGCCUGGUCUCGGACUGGGCAUGGGGGCGUUGACCCCUGAAACCCUCUCCAGGUGUUUGCAGUAGGGCCCCAUUUAUAUGACGGGUUAUAUUCCAGGCUACUGCCGCAAAGCGGAACACCCUUUUUGCCACUUACAAAUGCAUAUAAAUGCCAGGUAACAAAUUUACACUAAAAUAUAUGAACUUAGGAAUAGAACUAGGCAUUAAAAACAAAAACAAAGUAAAAUACACAUAUGGUACACUCAUUAUUACCUUAAAAGAUGUGUAAUCUUAAUGUAGGGUGAGAGGUGAGUAGUAUUUAUUGUGGACAGGUGUGGUAGGUAUGGUAGCUUACCCGGCUACCUUACCUAUGUGUAAUAUACGACAUUUAAAGUGCCCCAGAGCGAUAAAAUACACACAGUACACUCAUUACUUUAAAAUAUUACUUAUUUUAAAAUAUAUGUAGUCUUAAUGUAGGGUGAGAGGUGAAUAAUAUUUAUUGUAGGAAAUCAGGUGGUAGGUAUGGUAGCUUGCCCGGCUACCACACCUACACGUAAUAUACAACAUUUAAAGUGCCCCAAAGCAAUAAAAUACACAUACAGUACACUCAUUAAAUUAUGUGUAGUCUUAAUGUAGAGUGAGAGGUGAGUAUUUAUUUUGGAAAGUCAGGUGUGGUAGCUCCCACACCAGCUAUAACACCUACACAAAAUAUACGACUUAAGUUUAAAGCGUCCCUGAGUGAUUGUUAUUUUUUUUUUAAUGAACCGAGGUAGGGUGACCUAAAAAGAAAAACAAACGUUUUUCUUUUUAAAUUUAGUAAUUUAUACAAGAGAAGGGGUUACUAACCCCUUGCUCCCUAUUAUUAAAUUAUUACCAUCGACAUAACUUGUUCACUGAGUUCAGUCAUUUCUAACAACUACUGUUAGAUGUCAUCUUAAACGAGAGAGAUACCGAGAAUGUAAACAAAACAGACAAAUGCCUAUUAAUAUCUAUCCAGUUAUGGUUCACUCAUGUUCAUUCCCACAUAUGUUUGUGAAGCUUUUACAACAAUACAAACACCUUACAUUGUGUACAAGUUGUUGUCACGUUGAUGAAGUAGAAUAAAUAACAGGAACACUCCCAGUCUCAUGCAACACACAAUUUUUAGAGGGAAUGACACUCUGAGUUGAAGGCACAUGAAAGGAAUAUUUUUCUAUAGUUACCCACAGUACACAGUCCACAUUUUCUCUGUUGUUGGACUAGAGAAAAUGGAAUUUUUUCCAUCACUCUUACAAGCUGCCAGCAACCACAUCUCAUAUUUAUGUAAAUUUUUUCUGCUGUGGGUGUAUAUAUUAUGUUUAUAUGUUAUGUAAUGUGUUUCUUGUAUAAUUUAAAAAAAAAAUGUCAUGGAUUAAUAAAAAUAUAUUAACGUAAUACAGCCUCUCUUCACUUAGCGAUGUAAUCGUUUACUGACGACCCAGACUUAUGUUGGAUUCUCUCACCAGUAUGCAUACCUAAAUAAUGUAUAUUAGAGCUGCUUUCUGUUUAUUACAAUAUACUGUACACAACUGUAUAUACAUCUAAAAAUAUACCAGAUAUGUUAUAAAUGAUGCAAAGGUGACAUUAAAACAAUAUCAAAGAUGAUUGACUCAAACCCUCACAUAGCGUCAGAUUUGUUUACCGAUGUGGUCUUAGGAACGGAACUCUGUUGUUAAUGAGGAGAGGCUGUAUAUGACAUUUAAAGCACCCGAGAGUGAUUAUUAUUAAUAUGGCAUCUUCAAGACAAGUGAGACACUCUUAGUGACUUUAACCCUUUCAGGGUUUUGGCCGUACUAGUACAGCUUACGCACCAGGGUCCAUGACGUACUAGUACUCAUAAAUUCUAGUGCCUUCAAAUCUAGGGAGAGAAAGCUGGUAGGCCUACAUAUGAAAGAAUGGGUCUAUGUGGUCAGUGUGCACAGUAUAAAAAAAAUCCUGCAGCACACAGUGCUUAAUGAGAAAAAAAAAACUGACCGUGUUUUUGGAUUAAAACACCGACUUUGCACUGUAUUUUCGUAUGGUAUUUAUUGUUGUGUUCUAGUUUUCCUGGUCUCAUUGUAUAGAAUGGAAGACAUACUACAGAAAUUGAGAUGGUUUUGACUGGUUUUACAAUGAAAAGUACCUUGAAAUUGAGCUCAAAGUAGCAGAAAUGUUCAAUUUUUACCAAAGUUCAGAAGUAAACAAAUCUUGCUAAGCGUCCAAUACACAUCAACUGGUGAGUCUAAUAUUCUUUCACAAGUGUGCUGAUAUUAUUUAUACCAUUUCUACACUAAUGCAGUAGUCUGCAUAACAGUAAAUCUUCUAUUUUUUGUGAGAAUAAAAAUUCAAUAUGGAAAGCAAAAGAAUGUAAGAGGGACAUGGAGACGUGACUAAUGAACAGAGGAAAUGUUAUUUUAGUGCCAGGAAUGUCUUUCUUGUUUAUUCUGGACCCUAUUUGGAAAUUGGCAUCUUUUGAAAUUUGUGUGAAAUUGGCAAAAUUGCUAAAUUCUGACCACUGUACUGGAUAGUUGAAAUCGUUAAAUGGGUGGUUUCUUGUACUCAUUCGAUAGAAAAAGUGGAGUUCUAGCAAAAUAGUUAUGAUUUUUGUAGACUAGUACAUUGGAAUUGGCCGAAAAUAGGGCUCAAAAUGGGCAAAAUCGCCGAUGCGUAAACAUCGUCGAGACCACUAACUUUGCGAGAGCAUAAUUCCGUAAGUUUUCCAUCAAAUUUCAUACUUUUGGUGUCAUUAUGAUCGGGAAAAGAUUCUCUAUCUUUUCACAAGAAAAAAUAUUUUUUUUUUUUUUUUUUUUUAAAUUUGGGGGACCCUGAGAAGAAGUCUCUGAGAGGGCCUGUGGACCCUGAAAGGGUUAAUGUGUACCUGCACGCCAGCAGUGUAUAUGUUUAUUUAGGUACAGGUACAUAUAAGUAUAAUUUUUUUUUUUUUCAACAAACCGGCUGUAUCCCACCGAGGCAGGGUGACCCAAAAAGAAAAACGAAAGUUUCUCUUUUUAAAUUUAGUAAUAAAUACAGGAGAAGGGGUUACUAGCCCCUUGCUCCCGGCAUUUUAGUCGCCUCUUACAACACGCAUGGCUUACGGAGGAAGAAUUCUGUUCCACUUCCCCAAGGAGGAUAAGUGUAAUUAUCAGAGUAUAUAUAAAAUAUUCAAUAACUUUAAAACACUUGUUAUUUUGGAAAGUUUCUAGACAUAAUGGAGAGAUGCAAAGCUCCCUGAGGAUGUAAACAAACAUUGGCGAGCAGAAGCCAUAUUAGCGAGUCGGGGGUGGGGGGGCUGUAUAACGAGUUUUGGUCAUAAUUUGAAAUGUAUGUAUUAGCAAAAUGCUGUAAAGCAGGGCUUUCUUGUAUUUACUUUUCAAUACAGUUUCUCCUUACUUAACGACGGAAUUCCGUUCCUAAGACUGUCAGUAAACGAAUUCAUCGCUAAGUGAGGAGCAUACUAUAAUGGUAGUGGUUUUGUGUCACCCAUCUUUGAUAUUAUUUUAAUGUUGCCUUUGUCGCAUUUAUAACAUUUCUGGUAUAUUUUUAAAUGUUUAUACAGUAGUGUACUGUAUAUUGUAAUAAACAGAAUAGAGGAAAUCAGCUCUAAUAUAUAUUAGGUAUACAUACUGGUCAGAGAGCCCAUUGUAAGUUUGAAUUGUCUGUAAAUGAGUACAUCACUAAGUGAGGAGAGGCUGUACUGGUAUUUAGUUAGUUACAGUAAUUUUUUUUUUUUUCAACAAACCAGCCGUAUCCCACCGAGGCAGGGUGGCCCAAAAAAUAAAAAUAAAAGUUUCUCUUUUCGAAUUUAGUAAUUUAUACAGGAGAAGGGGUUACUAGCCCCUUGCUCCCGGCAUUUUAGUCGCCUCUUACAACACGCAUGGCUUACGGAGGAAGAAUUUUGUUCCACUUCCCCAUGGAGAUAAGCGGAAAUAAACAAGAACAAGAACCAGAAAGAAAAUAGCAGAAAACCCAGAGGGGUUUGUGUAUAUGCUUGUACAUGUAUAUGUAGUGUGACCUAAGUGUAAGUAGAAGUAGCAAGACAUACCUGUAAUCUUGCAUAUUUAUGAGACAGAAAAAUGGACACCAGCAAUCCUACCAUCAUGUAAAACAAUUACAGGCUUUCAUUUUACACUCACUUGGCAGGACGGUAGUACCUCCCUGGGUGGUUGCUGUCUACCAACCUACUACCAAGGAGUUACAGUAAUUAUUUGUUUAUUUACUUAUUCAGUGACUAGUUAUUUAUUUAUUUGUCAAAUAUUUUCAUAUUCAGCCUAGGAUAUUUUCAAUUUAGGGUGGGUUCUUUGGAACGUUAUAAAUCAAGGAGCACCUGGAUGUUGGAAAAGGUCAAACAAGGAUGCUUUAUCAUUUCUUAACUGAAUGGGCUAUAAGCUUUCCACAGUGUUACUGCUUUUUUGUGAGAAAAGUAAUUUCCUCAAGUGCUAUAUGAGAAAUUACAAAACUAAUUUUCCUGAGUCCUGUUUUAAAGUGACCUCAAAUGAAUCGUUUAAUGAAGCUUGAGCAGUAGUUGAAAUAUUUGUAAUACUUUAUAACUCCCACAUUUUUGCAUGUAGCAAACAUGUCAUACCAUGUAAUCUCCAAUAUAUAUGUCUUCAAUGAUUUCUUCCCAAUUCCCAGGUACUAUAUGACCUCCACAGGUUUAGCUCUUCCUUCUAAAUAUAAUAAUGAUAAUUUCACUAUACAGGAGGGCCCCAUUUGUACGACGCUUACGUUCACAUCCCUGUGCGAUGAGCGAUAAUUGCUGGCAGGCAAAUGGAAAAGAGCAGUGUUUUCAAUAUUGAAUGCAUCUAAAAUGCCUUAUAAUGUGUAUACACUAUCAUAUAUUAAGGGCUUAAUACAGUUAGGCAUAAAAGAAAAGAUAAAGUAAAAUAAAUACACAGUACAUACAAUACUUACCUUAAAAUAUGGUGCCGCUAGCCUUUGCCUUAUGCAACUGUUAUGGUAAAAUAGUGGAAAAGCACUGAACAUAAUGAACAGUAGCUCACUUGAAAGCCAACAAGAAUGUAGAACACCAAAAAGAGGAUACCAAAUACACAGGGCACUCCUGUAAACAGUAUCUAUUUGUAACCAGGAAAACUUUUAAGUGUUUAGCCAUCAGGGAAAGAAAUCUUUAUAAAUAGUCAAUCAUAUUUAGUUUUUUUAUUGUGUGCAGUGAUGACACACAUUUCCCCAAAAAAGUAGUGGUAGAUGUCCUUGUUAAAGGGAUAAUGCAUAGUUGUAGUGAGAUUAAUGGCAUUGUUAGUAUGAGUGAGAGUAAGAACAUGUUUAAUAAUGGGGUUGGUUGGACUAGUCAUAAGCAUAUAGUUAUCAUGCUUAUGAUUAAUGCAAUAAACAACAGUAUACAUGGUGAACUGCAUAUUUUGCCACUGACAAAGACUUGGUAAACAAAAUUUAUUAAUUUUUUGGAAGGUGAGGUUUGUCUAAUUCAAAUUUUGUAUUGUCACUUAAUGUUUGCAAGGUGAAUCUUAAUUACAAGUCCAUCAGUAGCAUUUGGUUUGUCUUCUCUUAAAUAUAUUAAAAGUUGUUACAGCAACAAGAAAUUUAUUUGAUAUAGUUUUUGUAUGAGUAAUUUCUAUAGUUUUUAUUUAAAUAGUGUGUGUUGAUGAAAUAACUGUGAUAAAUUGGGUAGUUACUGCUACACAUUGGUAACCAUCUUAAGUAAAACGUUAAGUAAAUCGUUGUUACAAAAUACAUGUUACAUUUCA